This is a messenger RNA of Cynocephalus volans (Philippine flying lemur), 432 nucleotides long. It is a transcript of the gene C4H11orf97, whose product is annotated as chromosome 4 C11orf97 homolog. Bases 1 to 432 code for a protein of 143 amino acids. Gene Ontology annotation, cellular component: ciliary base. The transcript is spliced from 3 exons. NCBI's taxonomy places the organism in Eukaryota, Metazoa, Chordata, Mammalia, Dermoptera, Cynocephalidae. The record is from RefSeq and is a predicted model, not a curated record.
AUGAGGCGGGAGGAGGCUGUGGUGGUGACCGUGGCGACUGCGCCCGAGGCGGGCCGCGACGGGGAGCAGUCUCGGCAGCCAGCAGGGUUGGGGUGCGGGGCGCGCGGGGACCCCGGCGGCGGCGGCCCCCAGAAGCCGGGCAAACAGUGGAAGAAAUUUUUGUAUUGUGAACCACAUAAGAGAAUUAAGGAAGUACUAGAAGAAGAACUUUAUAUUAAGAGAGAUGAAUGCCACAUUAAAAAGAUACCUGCAGUGGCCCUGGAAGGGAUUUGGAGCAUUAAAAGGAAUCUCCCUGUGAGAGGCUUGAAGCCCGGACUGCCAAGCAGAAACAGUUUACUGCCAGAAGCCCAGUACUAUUCCAGGCACGGAGGGCUGAGAAGUAAGACCCUGCUACCCUGGACUUCCACUGAUGCCCUUGAGGGUACUGUGUAG